AUGGCCAAGGGGCCACCAAUAUUCCCGCGUCUCUCGCUUCUUUUUCUAAUAUGUUCGGCCUGUGCAUGGAUUGGAAAUGGGGCAGCAUCCGGGCCGGUGCCAGUGGCGAUAGGAGUCGAAAACGGGCAGGAUAUCAGCCAACAACAAUUUGAACAGCCCGAACCACCACCAGCAGCCCAGGCCGUCCAAAACGAAUACCAACCCACCAUCACACCACCCCCAACCCUCCUCCCCCGACAAGGCCCAGACCAAGGCCAAAUCCAAGCCCUCAGCAACCAACUCCAACAAGUCUCCUCCCAAUUCCGCUCCGUCAGCCAAGCCAGCCAGGCCGUAAGCCAAGCCAGCCAGUCCGUAAGCCAGGCCAGCCAACAACUCAGCCAAUCCCUCCAACAAGCCACGCAAUCCUUAUCCCAGGCCUCCCAACGCCUCUCCCAAACCUCCCUCCAACUCGCCAGCCUCUCCUCCGCCUCCCGGUCCCUAUCCCAGUCCGCAGCCGACGCCUCCCGCAGCGCCAGCCAGGCGCUCGAAGCCAACAUGGCUAGCGUCAUCCAGCAGAUGGGGGUGAUGAGCGCCAGUUUCUCGAGUGCGUUGCGCAGUGCGCAGGAGAGUGCGGCUAGUGUUGCGCGGGUGGCGCAGGAUCGGGCGGAUGAGCAGGUGCAAAUGGCGCAGGGGGCUGCGUUGUCGGUUACGCAGACGGCGUUGGCGGUCGUUGGGGGGGUGGUGGGGUCUUCGGUUGUUACGGCGGUGGUUGUUGUGUUGGUUUUGAGGAGGAGGGGGAAGAGGGGGCGGAGGGGGAGGAGGGGUGGUGGGCAGGCUCGGGGGGAUAUUGGGUUUCCGAAGCUUACGGGCACGUCGAAUAAGGCGUACUCUGUGGCGUCGUCGGACGCAGCGUCGAUGGAGUUUAAGGAAAAGGGGUAUUACGCCCGGGAUAAUAAGGACGAUGGCGAUGGUGGUGGUAACGACGACAGGAGCAGCACGUACAGCACCGACGAUAACGGCGUGCGGUUUUCGUCCGCUGGCGCUGCUGUGAUCCAGCAACCGCCUCCAGCCAUGACUACCAACUCUGCUGCUGCUGCUGCCUCUUCCACGACGACAGGGAUACCGCGAAAGGAGGUCAACACCAAUCCAGCUGUCGGACAAGCAGUGGGGUAUGCAGUCGGGUACUACGCUCGGCGGGUAUCCAACGCUGUCAAGGGGGGCCAGCAGAAACCCAAGUUCCAGCUGGGGAACCCACCACCACCGAGGGAGAAAGCGGCAUCAGCAGCAGCGGGAGUAGCAGGGCCGACAACGGGAGCGGACACAACGAGUGGAACAAAAACCGGUGAUGAGGCCACGAACGGGAAAUUCACCCUCUUCCCCAGCCCGCAGUUCAAUUUCAAUCUAACCCCCAACAACAACAACAACAACAACAACAACAACAACAACAACGGCACCACCAACAACGAACCACCCGCUCCCACAACUAUAACCAAAAGGGGGUUGUCGUCACCGUUGUCGUCAUCUCUGUCGCCGACGUCGUCAGCUGGUGGAGCCACAUCCACAACAGCUGGCGAGGUUCGGAAAGUGGGCGUGGGCGUGGGCAUGGGGAUUCCUUCGACGUUAUCAUCGUCGAUGGUGGUACCCGGGCCGGGGCAGCGGUUAGGACAGGGGCGUGGGAUUGGGGGGUUGGGGGGAUUGAUGACGACGGGGGGGGAUAGUAGUAAUCGUAAUAUUGGUGGUGGUGGUGGUGGCGGUGGGAGUAACCCCAGGGUCAAUACCAACCGCUACAGCAACGACGACGACAUCAGCGGCCGAGGUUUCAUCCCCACACUCGAGCGCUGGCUGCGUGAUGGGACGGAUGUGAGUCCCUUCUCGACGCUGCAGAAGCAGGAGAAGGGGGCCGGGGCGACCCGAACUGGUGUUGCGAGAUGA
Messenger RNA from Dichotomopilus funicola, 1911 nucleotides. RefSeq lists its product as uncharacterized. NCBI's taxonomy places the organism in Eukaryota, Fungi, Ascomycota, Sordariomycetes, Sordariales, Chaetomiaceae. The record is from RefSeq and is a predicted model, not a curated record. The coding region runs from base 1 to 1911 and encodes 636 amino acids. The transcript has a single exon.